CACGAUAUUGUGCUCUGGGGUACGAUGCAUGGCGAGAGUGCUUUUUCGAGUCUAAGGAUAUGCUGUACACGGGAGCUUUGAUAUUGAAGGAUUAUGGAACCCAUCGACUUGGGUCCUAGACCCUUGCCUCGAGGAUCGUUCAGCUGUGAUCAGACAAGCGAGUGUCUUUUUGGUAAGAUGUGCCUAGGCUGAACGCAUGACCUCGCGUGCGAUGGAAACGACUCCGUGUCACAGCUCCCUAUCAAUCAUCAAUGACGUGAGUAACUUGUUUGUGACAAUUCACAUCUGUGGCGCAAUGGUCUAGCAAAGGAGCCCGCUUGUCGGCAAGACAUAUCUUAACAGAUGCGAUCGAUUAUAAAUCGCCCUUGCGUAGGACUGUUCCCCGACGUCUUAAAUAUCCUGCAGCCAUCAAUCCCCCUCAUAGAUCCCAGCGACAGUUGUCUGCAACCUUUCUUGGGCUAAGACAUAGAAAAUCAUGACCAACAACGAGUCCAGCGCUAUGCUUUGGGGGUCUCCUCAGGCGACUGGUGCAGCGUUUGACUUUAGGAGCGACGUGAUUACAACACCUUCCCGAGGCAUGCUGCUUGCAAUUUCCCGAACAACGCUCCAUGAUGAUGUCUACGGCGAGGAUUCGACAACGAGAGACUUUGAAGAGGAAAUGGCAAAGAUAUGUGGGCACGAGAGAGCGGCGUUUGUCCUCUCGGGCACAAUGGCGAACCAACUUGCCCUUCGCGCUCUCCUACACCAACCGCCCCACGCCAUCCUCGCCGAUACCAACUCCCACAUCAUCCACUGGGAGGCGGGAGGAGUUGCACACUUGUCGGGAGCCAUGGUUCAGGGGAUCCGCCCCAGAAACGGGCUCUAUCUCACCCUUGACGACGUCAAGAAGCACGCUGCUGUCACGGACGACGUCCACAAGUGUCCGACACGAGUGAUUAGCAUAGAAAACACCUGUUCAGGGAUAAUAAUCCCUUUGGAGGAGCUGCACAAGAUCAAGGAAUGGGCCUCGGCACAUGGUAUCGCCGUCCACAUGGACGGGGCGCGACUGUGGGAGGCAGUCUCAGCCGGGGCGGGUAGCCUGGACGACUUUGGCAGAUGCUGCGACGUGUUGACGGUGGACUUCAGCAAGAACUUGGGCGCGCCGAUGGGGGCCAUGGUCCUCGGCUCGUCUGGUCUGAUCAAGAGUCUGCGGCGGUUGCGCAAGAGCAUCGGAGGCGGCAUGAGGCAGGCAGGUGUCCUCGUUGCUGCAGCACGGCAGGCCGUUGUCGAGAACUUUGGACUUGGGCCCCGAGACUCCCGAGCUGUGCUUGAUAUCAGUCGGACUAUGGCACAGGAAGUCGGAAGAAUGUGGGUGGUGAGAGGAGGGAUAGUGCUGAAGCCCAUCGAGACCAACAUGGUUUGGCUGGACCUCGGAGGGUGUGGUAUCGAGACAAGCGAGUGGAACGAAACAGGGAGACGGUAUGGCAUCAGGCUCGAUGGGAAAAGGGUCAUGUUGCAUCAUCAAAUCAGCGACUGGGCGAUAAAGCGUCUGGGUGCUGUAAUGGAUGAAGUGUUGAGCCGUGUUAGACAGACGGCAGUGUUGGGUGUUGCGCCGAAAGCUCGACUGUAGCGUGCAUUGAAACGAGACAUGAUGUUAAUCAUCCCCAUAUAUUCUGUGUUGUAGAUUAAGCUGGUUUUUGAAAACAUUCCAACAUUUGUUGCAGUUUAUGUUGGCUAAAGUUAAAUACGACUUUCCUAAGCUUGGAGGUCCCAGACAGCCCAGGGGCCAUGUGCAUUCGAGAAGGAAGUGUGGGGUGGAUUCUGUGCCUGGGAAUCAUGGAACGGCCAAAAGAAGCACCGUUGCCGAGAAUUUUCACAGCGGAUCUCCAGCCAUGGCUGGUAUGCAAGCUUAACUC
This is a messenger RNA of Colletotrichum navitas, 1895 nucleotides long. Its product is annotated as beta-eliminating lyase. The coding region runs from base 476 to 1609 and encodes 377 amino acids. NCBI's taxonomy places the organism in Eukaryota, Fungi, Ascomycota, Sordariomycetes, Glomerellales, Glomerellaceae. Gene Ontology annotation, biological process: L-threonine catabolic process; glycine biosynthetic process. Gene Ontology annotation, cellular component: cytosol. The transcript has 2 exons. The record is from RefSeq and is a predicted model, not a curated record. Gene Ontology annotation, molecular function: L-allo-threonine aldolase activity.